CUAGUGUUGUCUAUCGAGCAGUAAACACCUUAUUUUCGCGUCUGCGUUUUGUAGUGGUUUUUCGUUCGCAUAUUUUUUUUUAUUACAAAAAAUAUUUUUACUCGUUCUGAUACUAGUACGGUGUCAUUCGUGUUGCCUCCAAGAGAAGAGUGGAAGUUUGAUUUUGAAAUAUUAUUGGUGUGCAAUUUUAGUGGCAGCAGUAAGCAGAGUAGAAUCCACCACAAUGUGAUGUCUAGCGAUUGAGCUACGUAAUGAUCGAAUCAAAAAGGAAUCUACAGGAAGAAAGGAAGAAAUGGAAAAAGAGUUCAAAUUAGAUUUCAUAAGAUCAAAUAUCAUCGGCAAGUGAAAAGAGAGAAGUGUGUGAAAGGAAAAUAAAUAAUUAGAAAACCGAAUAUUAUUAAAGAAUGAUUGUUUUAUAUCAUUCACACACCGCAUUUACGGAGCACAGACAAUUUGAUCAUUGGAUGGUGAUUCACAUGGGAGGCCUGAAUAAAAGAGUCGAAUAACUAGGAAAAGUAAAAAUAAAGUGUGCAGUGUCUGCUGACUGUGAUCGGCAUAAGGAAUCGAUGAAAAUGGUUUUUGAGAGUAAUAACUAUUAUUUAAAAAGCCUGUAGAAAUGAAAGUUAUUCAUUUGAUAGCACAAAUGUCAUCUAUCAGUGGAGUGGAGUGAAUUUCAAUGUACAGCAUUUUGCUUUUGAAACAAGUGUUUUAUAAUGAGAUCAUCAAUAGGUGCAACGAAGAUUUUCACGUUUUACUUCAUACUCCUAUAUUUAUUUUUGAAAGUGAAAAUGUGUGCUUGUUCACAUCUAGCUAGGAAGAGCGUUUAUGACGGUGACAUCAAUAAUUACGACAGCGAUGAGUCACUUCAGUCGUUGACUAUCACAGCAGCUCCAACAUAUUUGACGGCAAGUCCUUCUGAUCUCGGAAAAUCUCACACAAAAAUGCAUCAUGGUAGGCAUACGGUAAUAGCCCCAAAGAUACACCACGUGCGCCACGAACAUCAUCAUGUUAAAAGUCGACACAUUACUCAAGCACAACAAGCUUUUUAUGCAUACAAAAGUAGUUUUAAAGGCGUGAACACUAGAAUGGAUAACCAUUUAUAUACAAGUCAUCACCUACCACGCGGUCAUCACUCGAGAAUGCAUCAUCACUCCAACAAAAAUAUGAUUAAGCAUCAGAACCGUGGCAAAAGUCAUCUUAACUCACGCGAUAGUCUAUUAUUUAAAUCGUCUGCAACGGUGAUACGGACGAACAAAACCAGUCUCAAUAACAUAAGCUCUAAUGAAAGCAAUCGCGAAACUAAUAGUGCACUCGAGGAUAGAACAGAAAACUCAUUAGACUUAAUAACUACUUCUACGCAAAAGCCAUCAACAAAGAGUAAUAAUUUGAAUAAGUCACAGAAAAUUGGCUUUAAUGCAUACAGCAAGUCUUAUUUUGAGGAAUUGUUGCACAGAUAUAAGUCAAACUCGCCAUAUUAUAAAGAUUAUCGGCUAAAAGACUCAAGUCGAUUACUCAAAUCUUUUUCUGAUACAAAGUGCAAUGAUAAAAAGUGUAACUAUGAGGAAGCAGAAGAGGAUUCUGAUGAUUAUGACUACGACUAUGAGGAAGAGGAAGAAGAUGAUGACGAAUACGAUGCCGACGUUGUGGAUAAUGCUGAGGCACAAGGCGAUGCCGGAUAUAGCACAACCGCAAAUCCAGUAUUUCAUGGAACAAUAGGAAUAGCAAAAAACAAUAUAACAUCGUCGUCCAACAAAGUUUUCGAUAUACAUGCGAAUACACAAGAAGGAACAGUAACAACGUCCGAGCCAGUGACUGAAAGACGACCAGCAAGAAAAGAAUCUCAUAAAACAGAUGCAUCUCGUUUGGCCACAUUUCACGCAGCAAAAAUAAAACGAGAAGGUUCGUGUUUCACCCCAAAGCCAAAAAUGAUACUAGCAUCAAACGAUCCUUCUAAGCACUACACCCCCCAUUGCACUAUACUGCAUCGAUGUGGCGACGAUGUUGGAUGUUGUUUGCCAACACAAACUUGCGCAGCAUCUAGGAAUUCAACGGUAGAGCUAUUUUUUUUUGUUCACACCGUUGGGUCAAUGCCAUCAAUUGAAAGUCUGAGUUUUAUCAAUCACACUGAAUGUGCGUGCUUUAGUCGCAAUGGGUCUGCUAUUUCAACAACAUCACCGUUACUGCCUGCGCCAAUUUGUGCCUGCCCCUCAUUGUUUCAACGAGUGAUAGAUGAUGAAAAUCGAUGCAUAUGCGACUGCUCUUCCAGUGAUACGCAGUGCGAUCAGUUUAAGCGAGGGAUGGAGCAUUUUUCUAUGGACAAUAGAAGAUGUAUUAAAGAUGGGCGUUGCAACGAGCCAUUAUGCGAAUAUGGUAAUUAUAAUAAAGCUAAAGGCAAGUGCCCCACUAGGGAAGAAAAGUUAAAUAUCGUUCUUAGGGGAUCUUGAUAGUAAAGUCUGAGUAAUGUAGCGAUAGUUACCAGGAAUUCCGAAUAAGAAUAAUACUAUUAAAAGCAAAAUGUGUACAUGACUGCAUAUUUCACAUAGGUUUUUUUUGGAUAGGAAAUUAUAAUAUGAAAUCGUUGCAAUGCAUUUUAUAUUAUACUGAAUGGUCAUUCAUUGAAAACACAAAUGUCCUUAAAUAAAUGUAUACGAAAGAUUCGUAGUUUUCAGUAUUGAUUAAUAUGGUUGCAGUUUGGUUUCGAAGUGUAACAUAUCCACUCUGAUGUUAAUUCAAUAUAAGAACUAUAUUUUUUGCAAUUCCUGAUCAUAAUAUCUAGUAUACAGUUCGUCUUUGAGUGAUAAAACGGCCUACUUUUCCAUACAACGAAAUGGGUGCUAUAAUGAACAUUAUGCAACUCAAAUGGGUUGCAUAAUAUUCAUUAUAACACUCAUUUGGGUCAAUUAAUUGCAUAUUAUUCGGCAACUCGGCCGUACGAAAACCAUUUUUUUGUUAAAUAUCUUGGCUGUGC
Messenger RNA from Armigeres subalbatus, 2968 nucleotides. Its product is annotated as lateral signaling target protein 2 homolog. Bases 714 to 2444 code for a protein of 576 amino acids. The record is from RefSeq and is a predicted model, not a curated record. Gene Ontology annotation, biological process: hemocyte migration. NCBI's taxonomy places the organism in Eukaryota, Metazoa, Arthropoda, Insecta, Diptera, Culicidae. The transcript has 6 exons.